CCAUGGGGCGCCGCUAGAGGUCCCUGUGAUCUGCGCCGCCUUCUCUCUGCAUGGCUCACACACUCCAGUCUUUUCUUCCCUUUCUCCCAUGACAGCGAGACAAGGUUGCCGUCAAGCAAGCAACAAAAAAAAACAGCUAAAUAUUUACUGGCCGCCCUCAGAUUCGAUGCCAUUUGGAGGAUCGGCGCUCCGAAUGCGGCGCUAGAGCCGGAUCUCGUCCUCGCCUUCGCCCCGAUCACCGCACGGCGCCAGCUAGAGUAUCCUGCUAGUUAGUUAUCCAGCUAAUCAGGCUGCAGAUGAAUUUCACGCACCGAUGACUAGCCAGUAACCCCGGCGCGUGUGGGCUAUUGUUAGCCGACCAGCUAACCGUAACCCAGGCUGCUGUGAUUGAGGGUAGUCCGUCGCUAACUAGUUAGCCGCCCUGCUUAGCUCUGUAACUAGCGGUAGGUAGGGAAGGAUGAGCAGGAAACAUCACUUCAAAGGAGCCGAAGUUAGCUGCUGUGUUAAAUACUUCCUGUUCGGAUUCAACAUUAUAUUUUGGUUGCUUGGAGCUGCAUUCUUGGGCAUCGGACUCUGGGCAUGGGCAGAAAAGGGGGUGUUGUCAAACAUUUCAUCCAUAACGGACAUGGGGGGGUUUGAUCCUGUGUGGCUGUUCAUUGUGGUUGGGGGGGUGAUGUUCAUCCUGGGCUUUGCUGGAUGCAUCGGAGCCCUGAGAGAAAACACAGUCCUGCUGAAAUUUUUUUCUGUAUUUUUAGGGCUUAUUUUCUUCCUGGAACUGACUGCUGGGAUCCUAGCAUUCGUUUUCAAGGACUGGAUUAAAGACCAGCUUAAUUUUUUCAUUAACAACAACGUCAAAGCGUAUCGUGACGAUAUUGACCUCCAGAACCUCAUAGACUUCGCCCAAGAAUACUGGUCGUGCUGUGGUGCACACGGUCCCAACGACUGGAAUCUCAACAUCUACUUCAACUGCACAGAGCUGAACCCCAGCAGAGAGCGAUGUGGAGUUCCCUUCUCCUGCUGUGUCAAGGAUCCGGCGGAGGAUGUUCUUAACACGCAGUGUGGCUACGACGUCCGACUUCAAGGGGAUCUUGACCAGCAAAGAUAUAUUUACACCAAGGGCUGUGUGGGCCAGUUUGAGAAGUGGCUUCAGGACCAUCUGAUCACUGUGGCUGGGAUUUUUGUCGGCAUUGCACUAUUACAGAUAUUUGGAAUCUGCUUGGCUCAGAACCUGGUCAGUGACAUCAGAGCAGUAAAAGCUAACUGGUGACAUUGAGCUACCAAAGAGAGCUGACCGCACACCCAGCACGGCCCCUGUCAGGUGACACAAACCUGGACUGAAGCAUGGAAUGGCACCAGCACAGGGGUCUUGGACAACGGGAGCAUUUAUUGACGGACUCCCCCAGACUGAUCUGUUGGCCGAUUGUAGAGGUUGUUUACUUCUGCUUUGGUUUUCCUCUUCAGUUUCGGUGGUUCGUCGAAUGAUUUAGUCACGGCAUCGCAGAGCCCUCAGCCUGGUAGAAGCUCAUACGAUUGUAAUAUGAUGUUCUGCUGAGGUGGGGAGUGGGCGUUGUGGUUUUUGGGGUCUUGUGAUAACCUUUAAUCUCUUAUAAAGAGUUAAGCAACAGCACACAGCUUUAGAGGUGAAGCCACCGUCUUGCAUUCCGUGGACUUUUGCAUCCGACCACGGACUGGACCAUCUUUGCGAUGUCGACAGAUCCAACUUUCUGUGGUCACCCCCACCAAUAUCUGUUCAGUUUUUUUUUUUAUUUUAUUUUUUAUUUGGACCGAACCCCACGUCUGUUCAAUCCAUGUCUGAAGAUUGAAAAGCUCCGAAACGCCACAUUCUUCUGAAUGGUCCUGAGGCUGAAUAACCCUUAAUGAUAUGAACCAUGGAGCAGUCAGCGAGCGAGGUGCUGCUCAGAAUUUCAGGCGUCUCUCCUAUAACCGUCAAUAGCAUAGACUGCUGGGAAAUAGUUUGAAAUAAGAUGAACCUUCCAUUGCAGAAUGAAGGUGGACUUCAAGAUAGAUAUAAAUCUGUAUUUUUGUUUUUUGCUCGAAGACUAGAACUAGUAAUUACAGUUUAUCCCUUUUUAAGGAGCUGCAGCACUUUGCAAGGGUCUCACUCUCAGUGACACCCAGUGAAUGGGAACUGCCGUGACAACCUGUAAUUUCGGGCAGAUUUGGUAAGAGCUCUGCCGUAAUGGCUGCCUGAACGUGGCCUAUUUUCCGUAAGCACAAGUGCUCUGUUCUGGUCCAGCUUCUGAGCCGACUGACAUGCCAGGCACCGUUCGACGUGCCAUCGCUGCUUAGAAAGAUUACAUUCUGGCCGCCUUUUUAAAUUUUUAAUGGAAUCUUUGAUCUCGUUUAAGGUUUUAAUAACUGAAAGUUAACCGAGUCACUAGAGCCACUGGCCCUUUUUAAAGAAUGUAACAGGACGUCUAUGCUUGUGCAUCCCGUUAAACGCCUUGGUCCUCCUCUCACACUACAUGGAGGACUGUGGUAACGAGGCCUCAUCCUCCUAACCUCCUAGAGUUUUAUCCAAUGGUUCAUAAUGUGAGGCAUGCCAUAGGACCAGUGACCAAGGCAGCAUUUCGCCUGUCUCAGUCAGCAGUCAAUGUUCAGUCUUCGUCUUACUUCAUAUGCAGUAUGCCAGCUUGCUGGGACCCCGCUAUCUCUUCGAGUGGCCUCCCCAUUUAAGGGGAUAGCCCAGUACCUUUAGGCCAAUAACUCCUCCCCCUUUGGUAAAGUGGUUUAUAUUAAAUUUGUAAAUGAGAAUCAGUGUGUUUCACUUGGGCAGGCAGGGGGGGGGCAGUAGGAAGGAUCCUGAUGAUAAUUUUCCAACUGUGGAUGGAAUUUGGGAUUUAAAUGUUGUAGCAUUAACACUUAUGCAAAGACACUGACUGUCUGGAGCCCUUUGCAAUUCCUGUCUGGAUUUAACUUUUAUUUUUAUGAUACCACCCUAUGGCAGUAGAUAUGUGUAUAUAAUUGUGACUGAGCUCCUAUUAGACAUGAGAGAUAGUAAUUUAAAAUACUUUUUAUUCUGUAAUUUUGUGUUUUGUUUACAUGGCUCGCAGAGGUGUCCUUGAAUUAGCCCACGGAUGGUUUCAUCUCUGAGAGAGCCCAGUGACCCCGUCUAUCUUGAUUUCCUCGCAAGACAUUGUGCAUUCUGCAGGGAGGGAGCUCAAAGCAGGAGAAUGGCUUGUCCGUUCUUGUCUGUUAUGAAUGUAUAAUUAUGUACCAUGACUAUGCUUCCCUGUUUUCAUACACAUUCCACAAAAUAAAAAUUCCCUUUCAGCACAGCUCCCCUUGACCUAGGGAAUAGAAAUCUGGUUGUUUGCCUGCCUUCCUUAGAAUUUGCUGGAUUUUGCACCCACAUGUGACCAUGGAAUUGGUAUCAGCAGGCUAGUGCUGUUCCGUCUAACUUAGCAUUGUCCUCCCUUCUUUGCUGAUUGCCAUCUACCAGGUACAUAAUUUUGAAACCUACAAAAAUGAUCUUAGGACGUAGUUAAAAAGUGCUGAAUGUUUUACAGUGGUUCUGAUGGACCCCCCCCCCCCCCCAAAUUGCUGAAUUAUUUUGUCCGUGGUUUUUUUUUUCUUUUUCUUUCUACUGCACAAUAUCUUCAGCUGGGGGUACAAGCCAAUUUGGGAAGUAGCUGUAUCCCUGGUUUGAAUUGUUACCCUUGGCCCUUAGGACAUUGAUGCCAAUACAGCUCUUUCCUCUUGAGUUAUAUAUCACUUCUUCUAUCAAUAAAAAUACACCUUUAAUUACCCACAGAAAGCUUAAUGGGAUUGGUUAAGCCUGUGAUGUUUUUUUUUAUUCCAUUUAGCAAAAUAUUAAUAGGAAAACGGAUGGAAAAAUGUAUAUCGCUGAAGACGCACUUUUUCUACCUCAUUUUCAAAAAUGUCGAGAGGCAGGUCUACAUUGUUUCUGUUGCCUUUCAUGCUUCAUUGCUUGUUAUUAAUAUUCCACAGUGGCACCAAUUUUUAGUGCCUCUGGUGGAAUCGCUGUCCCAACAUAUGAACACGUUGCCUCUCUUGCCAGGGUCUUCAUUUUGCUAUGCAAUUAAGAUGCUGCAAAUUGAAGUUUCAGACACAUGAAAAAAUGGGAAUUAAAUAUUUAUCUUACCAAACAACAAAUAGUGGGAAAUUUUCUUUUUUUUUAUUAGUUCUGGGUCUAUUACUGCAGCAGAAAACCAAUCCUUUGCUUACAGUUGAAGUUAAGGUCAUUUCCCGGUAAGAGCUGAUUCAUAAAGCACGUGCACUGCUCUCCCCGCGACUCGAGAAUCGCAUUGCAAAUUCACAAGGCUUCACGCAGACGUGGAUCAUAUAUGAAUAUUUGUUACAGUUUAAAAUUUUACUGUAACAAUGCUUAAUAUGAAACAUAUUAACAGUGCACCUCAACCUCAUUGUGGUUUAUAGUAACUAUAACAUCAUUUUUGUUGUAUUUAUCUGAACUUCAAGCAGCUGCUGUAGCCCUCUAUGACGUUCCAUUAAUUCUGCGGAGAUCCUUGGACUAUAAACUCUUGGUAUCUUACAGAACACUACAGAUUGAUUGUUGUGUAUUUCACUCCCUCGUCAUUUAUGUGUGUCGGCAAGAAAGGCGCUUUUAGUGGUAUGUGGGCAUUGUGUGGUUAGGCCGCUGGCAUUUACAAUUUUAAGUAAUUUGUAAGUCAUUGUCUCUCUUACAGCUGAACUGGUCUUUCAAUUCAGCUUGAUGGUUUAGUACCCUGUUUAUUUCUGAACCUCAGACACAGAUAAUAACAUGUUAACGCUACACAUUUACUUCUUUGAGUUGUAUAAUUACCUACAUGCGUUUUACUAUGGGAUAGUUAUCACCAAAAAUAGCAGCUCUUACACCUACUUUCUUACUAAUCCACAUUUAAAAUUCUUUGUGACUUGUAUUUACUACUCUACCAUAACAAUGUGGAGCCUCAUUUAAAGAUUUUUUUUUUAUGUUUUCCAAAAACAUUUCUCUCCUGUUCAUGAUGCGUGGUACCCCAGCAAAUUCUGGUCAUUUUUAUCUUUUAGGUGAUUUGUAUAUAUAUAUAUAUUUUUAAUCGGGACAGCAGAAUACACAGAAAUAUUAGUUUUAGAAAUGAACUACCAUUCUAUUAGUCUGCAUUGUUUCCUUUAUUUUAAACGGCUUCUUUGAAAGGUUAGAAUUGUGUAGAAGCGAUGGAAUUGGUUUGAUUGUUGCAUUUGGUCUGUUACACUGUAUAUUGUCUUACAAAUAUGCUUUUUCAUAAAUAAAAUGAUUUAUGACGACAA
Molecule: messenger RNA, 5268 nt
Organism: Brienomyrus brachyistius
Lineage: Eukaryota; Metazoa; Chordata; Actinopteri; Osteoglossiformes; Mormyridae
Gene: tspan17
Product: tetraspanin 17
Exons: 8
Coding region: 458-1267 (269 amino acids)
Biological process (GO): protein maturation; protein localization to plasma membrane; regulation of vascular endothelial growth factor signaling pathway
Cellular component (GO): membrane
Source: RefSeq, a predicted model, not a curated record